AUGGCCAACCCAACUGUGUGGGUCGUCGUGCUCGGCGACUUCGGCCGCAGCCCGCGUAUGCAGUACCACGCCUGGUCGCUCGCCGACGCCGGUUACGACGUGCGCGUGCUCGCGUCCCCCGGCUCCCCGCCGAUCCAGCCGCUGCUGGACGCGCCCAAUGUGCACCUCCACUACCUGCCGGCCCCGCCGUCCUGGGUCGCGGCGCUGCCGACGCUGCUGUCGCUGCUCGCCAAGGCGGCGCUGCAGGCGGCGCUCAUGCUGUGGGCCGCGCUCGCCGCGCUGCCGCGGCCGGCGGCGAUCCUCAUGCAGAACCCGCCGGCGAUCCCCGUCAUGGCCGUGCUCUGGCUCGCGGCGCUGCGCCACCGCGCGGCGCUCGUCAUCGACUGGCACAACCUCGCGUACUCCAUCUUGGCCCUGAAGCACGGCCGCCGCCGCUGGCUAGUUGCGCUGGCGCGGUCGUACGAGCGCCUGCUCGGCCGCUGCGCGGCGGCCCACUUCACCGUGACGAAGGCGAUGCGCGCGUUCCUGCGGCGCGAGUUCGGCGUCGAGGCGGCCGUCCUGUACGACCGGCCGCCCGAAAUGUUCAAAGCGCUGUCGCCGGGCGAGAAGCGCGCGGCGCUCUCGCGGCUCGCGCCGCAGCUGCGCGCCGCCGCGGUCGGCGGCGGCGCGGUCGACGGCGGCGGCGGCGGCAGCAAAGGCGCGGCCAGCGCCACGCAGCAGGAGGCAGGCGACCUGGUUUCAUGCCUCGGCGCCGGCGGCGCCGGGGGCGACGCGGCGCGGCUGCCCGCCAUCGUGGUGAGCUCCACCAGCUGGACCCCCGAUGAGGACUUUGGGAUCCUUUUGGACGCGGCCGUUGCCUACGACGCAGCAGCAGCAGCAGCAGCAGAAGCAGCAAAAGCAGCAGCCGCAGCAGCACCAGCAGCAGGUGUGGGCGCCUCCUCAUCCUCCGCAGCCGCCCCAUCGCCAGCAGCCGGCAGCUUCCCGGACGUGCUGUUUGUGAUCACGGGCCGGGGGCCCCAGCGGGAGGAGUAUCUCGGGAAAAUAUCUCGGCUGCAGCUGCGGCACUGCGCCUUUGCGAGCGUGUGGCUGGAGCCGGGGGACUACCCGGUGCUGCUGGGGUGUGCUGAUCUGGGGGUAUGCCUGCACACGUCGUCGUCGGGGCUGGAUCUUCCGAUGAAGGUGGUGGACAUGUUCGGCGCCGGACUGCCGGUCUGCGCUGUGCGCUACGAAUGCAUCGGAGAGCUGAUAGAGGACGGCGUCACCGGACUGCUCUUCGACAGCCCGGAGCAGCUGAGUGGGCAGCUGCAGCGGCUGCUGCGCGGCUUUGGCGCGGGUGGGGGCGCAGGCGAGCUUACGCAGAUGCGGGCAGCGGUGGCGCGGACUCACGCAGGCUGGCGGUGGCGCGGCAACUGGGAGGAGGUCGCGGCGCCUGUCAUUGCGGCGGCGUGCGGCAGCGGUGCAGACAUCGCAGGUCUACCUGUUUCAGCGCCUGUGUAA
Molecule: messenger RNA, 1497 nt
Organism: Monoraphidium neglectum
Lineage: Eukaryota; Viridiplantae; Chlorophyta; Chlorophyceae; Sphaeropleales; Selenastraceae
Product: beta-1,4-mannosyltransferase
Exons: 3
Coding region: 1-1497 (498 amino acids)
Cellular component (GO): endoplasmic reticulum
Molecular function (GO): mannosyltransferase activity
Source: RefSeq, a predicted model, not a curated record